GUAAAAUAUAACAUCAACACAAACAGAACUCAGUGUGAUUUUUAUAUUUUCAGUAUCGUGACAGCCAGGGCUGAAGCUUUAAACUUUGAAAGGACUGCACAGGUAUAAAGUUAAGUCGCAAUGAACCCUGGGUACCCACCACCGCCCGGGACAGUAACGACGUACACCUACUCUAACGGAAGUAUCCCACCUCCAGAGAGGCUACCGUCAGCCCCUCCGGCCCAGUACCCUUACCCACAGCCGUACCCACCUCAGGCUGGGUACCCAGCCCCGCCCCCACCGGCGGCGUACCCUACUCCACCAGUGGUUCAGUCCACGACGUACGUGAUGGAGCCCCCUGUACAGAGGGUCGUCGUGAAGGAGAGACCUGCUUACGGCGGCGGGAUUCUGGGUGGCUUGGCUGCCGGUGCGGCUUUCGGUGCAGCUGCUCGAGCCUUUGAGCACGAUCAUCACCACCAUCACCACGGAUUUGAGCACCAUCACGGAUUUGGGCACCAUCACGGAUUUGGGCACCAUCACGGACACCACCACCACCACCACCACUAGCAGGCCUAUACACCGGACCUGACAGACGACUCGGAAGCCUAUAUAAAAUAUAUACGCACCUUUUGGUGUUGUUAAAUGGCUCAUAUGUUGACGUGUAUUACAAUCAAUGGAAUGAGUGCCACAUCACAGGAUGCGAACGUCAAAAACGUCAAUAUUCAACUAUUUUCACAAGCCAAGACGAGCUGUUCUUUUAGCAAUACCAUCAUUCUUAGCAUAAGCUGAGAAAAGGGGUUGAAAUACGUCUUUUGGAGACAUUCACCAUCAGGGAUUUUAUAGAAACAAAAUAAACACAAUUUUUUUCCAAAAUUUAAAAUGCUACGGGGAAACGCGAUUUGUGAUGUUCGAGUUAAUCAACGUCAGACGUAUCAUGACGUAUUGUGCUGUAAGACUGGGCAACAAUGUUAGAAUUAAUUAAGACGAAAUGUCAAGCCUGGAUGUUGUUGGAUUCAAUUUGUUAAAUUAAGUGCAAGCACAUAUUGUUUUUAGAUCUAGGCGUAUAAGACACAUAAGAAAGGCGGUACUACUUGAAAGGCACUGGAAUCCGGUAAUUGUAAUUAUGUAUACUCCUACCCCCUAGUUCAGGUAAUGUGAACACAUUUAUAGACACAUUUAUACGUAUAAAUAUGUAUAUCUCUCAAAUCCACACAUUUAUCUGGCGUAGUAGACAUCUUACAUCUACAUUUGAUGAUAUUUGUAAGCACUACAAAAGUGUAUCUAUACAUUAUCAACUAAAUACUGGUGCUUUGUAUCCGCAUGUAUAUAUAAUCUAAAUUAUUCAUAAAAGAGUUUUAUAUUAUAAAUUAUUAUUAUAUAUUAUAAUUAAAUAUUGUGUAAUAAAUUUACCAAUGAAAGAAACCAUGAAAACAAUUGUUUCACAUAAAACUUUAUUUUAGAGCACCGGUGAACAUAUUGUUUUAUUUAUUUUUAUUGUUGUCUUCAUGUCUU
Messenger RNA from Liolophura sinensis, 1491 nucleotides. Its product is annotated as proline-rich antigen-like. The transcript is spliced from 4 exons. The record is from RefSeq and is a predicted model, not a curated record. NCBI's taxonomy places the organism in Eukaryota, Metazoa, Mollusca, Polyplacophora, Chitonida, Chitonidae. Bases 121 to 546 code for a protein of 141 amino acids.